UGUGAAACUCACGAGAAUAUAUACAAUAACAAAGGACUCCAAAAACUCUUUCUCCACUUGUCAUUCCUCAAAGAAAAACGACACCCCCUAUUAACAAAUAAAUAUAGUGAAAAACUUUUACAAGUAAAAAUCAAAUCACUUCAUUGCAACUGGGUUGAGGCAAUUACCAGUAUGAGGGUCUAUCAUAGAGGUGGGACUAUGGCUGGUUGUUUUUUGCUGCUUUUGCCUAUUUUGUUUCCCAGUCUAUUCAGUCCUUUGAGCCAUGCCUCGCCUUCCGUUUUCUCGGAAUGGAAUGCUCCGAAACCCAGGCACUCACUUCUUCUGAAAAGUGCUCUACAACGCCAAACUUUCUCUGAAGAACAAUCUGACCUUUGGAUGCCUUUGACCUUCCAAGGAUGGAAACCCUGUGCUGAAUCUAACAUUGCCUCGACACUACCUGAAAAAUCUGAGGGAUACAUUCAAGUGUUCCUUGAUGGAGGGUUAAAUCAACAAAGGAUGGCGAUCUGUGAUGCAGUUGUUGUUGCCAAGAUUCUGAAUGCUACGCUUGUGAUCCCUUAUUUGGAAGUGAAUCCUGUUUGGCAAGAUUCGAGCACAUUCAUGGAUAUAUUUGAUGUGGAUCAUUUCAUCAAGGCCUUGAAAGACGAUGUAGCAAUAGUUAAAGAGCUACCAGAUGAAUUCUCUUGGAGCACACGAGAGUAUUAUGCAACUGCUAUUCGACCUACCAGAAUCAAGACAGCACCAGUUCAUGCUUCUACAAACUGGUAUUUGGACAAUGUAUUGCCUGUCCUACAAAGUUAUGGGAUUGCUGCCAUAGCACCAUUUUCUCACCGACUGACAUUUGAUAACUUGCCUAAGCGCCUCCAACACCUUCGAUGUAAAGUGAACUUUCAAGCACUAGUCUUUGUUCCUCACAUAAGAAAUCUCGGAGAUGUCCUUGUCAAUCGCCUCAGAGAUCCUUCUGCCAAAAGCAAUAUGGUUGGUAGUAAUAACUACCUUAGACAGGUUAGUGAAAAGUACAAACAAGGAGCAGGGAAGUUUGUUGUUCUUCACCUUCGCUUUGACAAGGAUAUGGCUGCACAUUCAGCCUGUGAUUUUGGUGGUGGAAAGGCUGAAAAACUCGCAUUAGCUAAGUACAGGCAAGUGAUUUGGCAGGGAAGAGUCUUAAACUCUCAAUUUACUGAUGAAGAGUUGAGAAGUCAAGGAAGGUGCCCAUUGACUCCAGAAGAAAUCGGAUUACUGUUGGCAGCUUUGGGAUUUGACAAUAGCACUCGAUUGUAUCUUGCCUCCCAUAAGGUUUAUGGUGGGGAAGCUCGGAUAUCGACCCUUAGAAGUUUGUUUCCCCUGAUGGAAGACAAAAAGAGCCUUGCCUCUUCAGAUGAAAGAGCUCUUAUAAAAGGGAAGGCUUCUUUACUGGCUGCAGUUGAUUAUUACGUCAGCAUGCACAGUGAUAUUUUCGUUUCUGCUUCCCCAGGAAAUAUGCACAAUGCAAUGGUGGGGCAUCGAACGUACUAUAAUCUGAAGACAAUAAGGCCUAACAUGGUCUUAUUAGGCCAGCUUUACCUGAAUAAAACGCUGAGUUGGCCAGAUUUCCGAGAGGCAAUUGUCGAAGGGCACAAGAACCGACAAGGGCAGAUCAGACUUCGCAAACCCAAACAAUCGGAGUAUACGUAUCCUGCUCCCGAUUGCAUGUGCCAGGGUUAAAAUUACCUAAAUUGAUGGCUGUGAGUGCCCUACAGAUCUUUGUUGACGUAAAGCUAUCGCUCGUGCCUCCAGAGUUAAAAUAAAAUGCCAACCCUUAUAUCCUAAUGAUGUAUUUGUGUUGCCACAAGAAAGUUGCUGCUCUUGUGGAAUGUGUUACGAUCUGGUACUAGUCCUGUCAAGACCAUGAUACAUGGAGCAUCUUAGGCCAAAGAUAUGUUACUAUGUUUAGCAGUUUUCUGAACCACUGAAAUGAAUAUUACUGUGAAGAGUGUUUCUUUUGGCUAUGGUAGAAAACUAGAAAUGAUCAACAAAUUACCAAAUGACAGCCAAUGAAUGAUUUUUUUUUCUUGAUUGACCUUUUAGAUCUUUGUAGAGGCAGAUCAAGAGAAAUGCCAUUAUUAUGUAUUAACAAUAUGAUAGAUUUACAAGAGUACAUCAUUAUAAGA
Messenger RNA from Lycium ferocissimum, 2147 nucleotides. RefSeq names its product O-fucosyltransferase 31-like. The transcript has 11 exons. Bases 172 to 1701 code for a protein of 509 amino acids. Lineage: Eukaryota; Viridiplantae; Streptophyta; Magnoliopsida; Solanales; Solanaceae. The record is from RefSeq and is a predicted model, not a curated record.